This is a messenger RNA of Chelmon rostratus (copperband butterflyfish), 7223 nucleotides long. Its product is annotated as abl interactor 2-like. Gene Ontology annotation, molecular function: SH3 domain binding. The coding region runs from base 1 to 1449 and encodes 482 amino acids. The transcript has 10 exons. The record is from RefSeq and is a predicted model, not a curated record. NCBI's taxonomy places the organism in Eukaryota, Metazoa, Chordata, Actinopteri, Chaetodontiformes, Chaetodontidae. Gene Ontology annotation, cellular component: lamellipodium.
AUGGCGGAGCUACAAAUGCUGCUGGAGGAGGAAAUUCCUGCGGGACGGAGAGCUUUACUGGACAGUUUUACCAACCUGGAACGAGUAGCGGAGUACUGCGAAAGCAACUAUGUCCAGGCAGCAGACAAGCAGCGAGCGCUGGAGGAGACGAAGAGCUACACCACCCAGUCUCUGGCCAGCGUCGCCUACCUCAUCAACACGCUGGCCAACAACGUGCUGCAGAUGCUCGACAUCCAGGCCUCGCAGCUCCGCCGCAUGGAGAGCUCCGUCAACCACAUUUCGCAGACCGUCGACAUUCACAAAGAGAAGGUGGCGAGGCGGGAGAUCGGCAUCUUGACUACCAACAAGAACACGUCCCGCUCGCACAAGAUUGUUGCUCCAGCCAAUCCGGAGCGACCGGUGCGCUACAUCAGGAAGCCCAUCGACUACAGUGUGCUGGAUGACAUCGGGCACGGAGUCAAGGUGAACGGUCAGCAGAACAUGAAACUAGGAGGGGGUGUGUCCCGGUCCAACCCCCCCACCCAGAAACCGCCCAGCCCCCCGAGGGCAGGCAAGGGCAUCUUAGGGAAGAACUCCCCCUACAGGACACUGGAGCCUGUGCGCCCCCCAGUGGUGCCCAACGAUUAUGUCGCCAGCCCCACCAGAAACAAUACGGCCACCGGACAGCUUCCCAGUCCGGCCCGCACCGCGACCCUGAACCAUCGGCCCCGAACAUACAGUGGUAGCAGUGGAGGCAGCCAUCCCAGCAGCAGCAGUCGGAGCAGCAGCAGGGAGAACAGCGGCAGCGGCAGUGUGGGUGUCCCCAUCGCCGUGCCGACGCCCUCCCCCCCCUCCACCUUCCCAGGUCCCAUCGUCCCUCAGUUCUACAGCAUGAACCGACCUCAGCCUCGACAGCAGACGCCACAGGUGGGGGGGUCGCUGCCGUACCGCCGCCCCCCCUCCGUGACCGGUCAGCCAAUCGUAACACAGAACCAGGUCAACGGUGGUCCCUACUACAACCAAAGCCCAGCCUCCCCGCCGCCUCCCUCCCUCCUCCAGUUCACUCCUCAGCUUCCUCUCAUGGGCUUCGUUGCUCGAGUUCAGGAGUCCAUCUCAGACGCCCCUCCUCCCCCUCACCCAACUGCCGAGAACCAAUCAGGGCCCGAGGAGCCCCUGCCCUCUCCUCAGCCAUUGGAGGAUGGGCAUGAAGAGGAGGACUCAGCAGUUGUGGAGUACAAUGACCCUUACGCUGAAGAAGACCCACCGUGGGCCCCCAGGAACUACCUGGAGAAAGUGGUGGCCAUCUACGACUACACCGCCGACAAGGAGGAUGAGCUGUCGUUCCAGGAAGGAGCCAUCAUCUACGUCAUCAAGAAGAACGAGGACGGCUGGUUUGAAGGAGUGAUGAACGCGACCACCGGCCUCUUCCCUGGAAACUACGUGGAGUCCAUCAUGCACUACGCAGACUGAAGAAGAAGUUCACUGCAGUUCACUUUCUGGAUCUGCCCCAGAAGAGAGAAGUGGACUGAGUCCGUUUCUGUUUUAGAUUAACACUAACCAAUCACAAGCAAAUCAGUGCGUGAACAAAAGCCACUAAUAUUUUAUUGUGAGUGUCGUUGUGAGUGGACAGAGAUCAGAACAUUUGAGGAUGAGCAUCAGUUCAGACUGGUCUUAUUCUCCUACCCAUCAGGCCUUGCUUUCAGGGGUUCUUUCCUGGUAUUAAUUAAUUAGUUAAUUAAGUUCUAUUGUUGUCCCCCCCCCCCCCCCCCCCACACACACACACACACACACACACACAUACACACACACACACAUUUGGAAUCUUAUUGUUGGUCAGUUGAGAAAACUCACUACUUAAUUCUAACAUUACAAAUACUGAAGUCUGGUUUACUCUCUCAACAUCUUCUGUUAGCAUUAGCAGUAACUUAAUGCAGCUGUGAUACAGCUGGAUUAGCAUUUCCUGUCAGUCACUCAGACACAGAUGCUGUUUGAAUCUCGGACAGUAAUGGGUGAAACUGAAGGAACUACUGGCAUCAUGCCUAAAAGCUGCCGCAUCACAUUUUACACGUCAAACAACAACAACAACAAAAAAAAUAUCAGUUUACAAUUUUCUACAAAGAGCGAAGGAUAGUAAGAAGAGAUCUGUGGCUUCAGGCCUUCCAGCCAGCCGAUACACGAUUCAUGGCUUCAUCACAGGGUAGAUAACGAUGUUAAGAUGAGUUAAUGACGUGUGCCGAUUGUGCCUGCAGAUCGAAGCGAUUCAGAAAAGAGUUUAAGUGAUGAUGUAACUGAAGUUUUACUGUGAAGGAAUAUGGCCCUGCCAUAAAUCAGCUGGUUUUUGGAUGGAUUUUGGUACAACAGUGUGUUCACUCCAAGCAGAGGGUACUGUAACAUUAAUAAUUCACAUGAAUUGAGCUGACAUGCCUUUAAACUUUAUAGAGUGAAAAAUUAAAUGACAAACAUCAUCCACAGCAUUUUAACAAACUUCCGAGAUAAUAUCAACACUAUGGAUUUUUUAGAUCUUUAGGCUGAAAGUGCCAGAAUCUAAGCUUUGAAAUCUGUCCAGACCUCCAGAUCCCUCAAACCGAGAAUCUGCCAGCAGUUUCUUUCAGUUAUUUCUGGACUGCAGAGAGUUUAUUCAUCAGCGUCUCAGACAGUCCAGAUGUUUUUGAUCCUGUUUUUAGGACGAGGAGAAAAAUCCUGUCUUCUAAAUUUCCCCCAAAAAACCUAGAAACAAAACCUCAGAAAGAAAAACACCAGAAACAGAACUUCUUCCUUCCCCUUUUGAAAGUAAGUACUGCUGCCGACCUUCUCCUCCACUGCUGAUCUUCUCCUCCGCUGCCGACCUUCUCCUCUACUGCCGAACUUCUCCUCCGCUGCCGACCUUCUCCUCCGCUACCGAACUUCUCCUCCGCUGCCCACCUUCUCCUCCACUGCCGAACUUCUCCUCCGCUGCCCACCUUCUCCUCCACUGCCGACUUUCUCCUCCUCUGCUACGACCUUCUCCUCCGCUGCCGACCUUCUCCUCCGCUGCCGACCUUCUCCUCCGCUGCCGACCUUCUCCUCCACUGCCGACCCUCUCCUCCACUGCCGAACUUCUCCUCCGCUGCAGAUCUUCUCCACUGCCGACCUUCUCCUCCGCUACCGAACUUCUCCUCCGCUGCCAACCUUCUCCUCCACUGCCGAACUUCUCCUCCGCUGCCCACCUUCUCCUCCACUGCCGAACUUCUCCUCCGCUGCAGAUCUUCUCCACUGCCGACCUUCUCCUCCACUGCCGACCUUCUCCUCCGCUGCCGACCUUCUCCUCCACUGCCGAACUUCUCCUCCGCUGCCGAUCUUCUCCUCCACUGCUGAUCUUCUCCUCUUCUACCCAUCCUCUCCCCUGCUGCCAACCUUCUCGUUCUUGUUCUUCUUGCCUCGUCGGCUUUCGUCUUAACAAUAUGAAGAAUCAAACGGACUGGUUUCUGUUUAUCAUCUGUCUUCUGACUCGAUGUACACCGUCUAACCAUCUGUUGGCUGCAGCUCGUUCAAAAUUGGAGAUGAAACCAAGAAGGAAGGAGCAGGAGCGACACUGAGAGUCAGGAAAGCUUUACACAAAUCAACCUGCAAUAGAAGAGAGAAUGACAAUAAUAAUCUCAGUGACGUUGAAGUGAAAGUCGUCCCGUUGUGCCAUAAAUCUUCAUCAUCAGCUACCUUAGUGUUAGUGAUGUGAAGUAUGUUAGUUUAGUGGCCAUGAGGCAUUUCACCACAAGGAAAGAAACUGCUGAGGAACAAAAGGCCUUAAACAGGUGGAGUUCACAGGUUUUCACCUGUAGAUGAAGUGCGUAGCUGCAUGAACCAAACCAAACCAGGCUAGCUGUGUGAAGGUUGGUUCUAAUGGAUGCGCUCUGAUCCAGACAUGCUGCAGCAGCACAGCGGUGCUCCAUGUACGUCAGCCAUACAUCCAUACAAAGUGUACGAGGCAUCAAUACAUCAUAAACAUGACAAUCUAAUCCAGUAGUUUGGAAGGGAAGUCAAAGAUUAGCCUGAAAGCAGCUGGUACGUUAAAGGUCCCUGUAGAGUUUUCACCUCGGCUUGUUCUAAUGAGCCACGCUUUAAUGUGUUGUUGACCGAUGAAAAGGCCCACAUCCACAGUCCUGCCAGAAGACGAGCAGCAGACUCAUGAAAGUGGUCUGAACAGCAGAUCUCUACGUGUUUCUUCUUAGAAACAGAGAACUUCUGUUUGUUUACCAGAAAACUCCACAGGGAAGCUUUAGGUCUCAGUUGUUAGCCGUGUUGCUCAGGGUAACGUGAGUAAAGCGUAUUAUUGCUUCAGUCAUUUUGAUCUACGUUAGUGGGGCCAGUCCCAGAUGAGGUCUUCCUCCAGACACCUAGUUAAGUGUUGAUCUAUUCAUACCAAACUGCAGCAGUAAACUGUUUCACAUGGUUUCUGAUCUCUGAGCCUUUUCAGUCAUUGUGGUUUAGCAGCCUCAGCGUGUCCUGUAGUCCUGUAGUGAAGUGAAGUUGACCUGACCAAACCGCCGGGUGGAGAUUGUGGACCUGUUGCCAGUUUUGAAGUUUACAGUGUGUUUGCCUGCAUGCCUGAUGUGUAAGUUUUCAUCCUGUUUGUAUUUUCUUCUACAGUUUCACCAGCUUGCUUUUAUUCAGAGUGUUGGAUCAGCUGGAGGUCCUGAUGUUUGUGUGCUGUUCGGUUCUGACGGCCCUUUAACAGAACUCCUGUGUGUUUGGACUCCAGACUGACUCUCAGGUGGAGGUGCAUCUCUGUGCCAUAUAUCCAGGUGUUGUGGUGUGUCUGCAGGUGUGUGUGUGAACCAGUAUGAACCAAACCUCCCUUGUGGACUCUUGUUGUGACUAUGGACCUGAAGACAGUGUUUCCUUGUCGUACAGUGUUGUUUAACAGGCGUUUUACCACAAAAACCAGAGUGUGUCGAGCGAGUCCUCCCGUUAGUGUGGACGGAGCAGCUGAGAACCUGAUCCUCUGACAUGUUCAUAUGUCCACUUUAUGACCAAAUACCAGUGGUGGAGAGUAACUAAGUACGUUUACUCAAGUCCUGUACUAAAGCACAAUUUUGAGGUACUUGUACCUUGAGUAUGUCCUUUUUAUGUUACUUUCUACUUCUACACUACAAUGCAGAGGAAAAUAUUCUACUUUCUGCUCCACUACAUUUAUCUGACAGCUUUAGUUACUAGUUACUUUCAGGUUUACUUUAAUAAUACAAAAUAUAAGCAACAAAUAAAUAAAUUCUGAUGUAAUAUUAUAGGUAGAGAUGAAACUUUAUUGAUCCCUGAGCUGCCCGGCAGUUUAACCAAAUUUUUUAGUAUUUAAACCAUCUUUCCCAGCUUUAACAUUGAAGUGAAGAUCACAUUAAUGCAGUGCUUCUCAAAUAGUGGGGUGCCCCCUCCAGGGGGGCGUGGUGCAAUGCCAGGAGGGAACAUGCUUUUUUUUUUUGCCAUACUAGAAAAGUGUAAUUGCACAUCCACUACAGUAGGCGGCAGUGGCGCUCUCAUUGUCAGAGUGGGCAGGGAUUGUGCACACACACACCACCGAGCGGGAGAUAUGAAGUGAACAAACCCCCAAGAGACACCACGGAAAAAUAUCUAACAGGGAUGAAGUUAUUUGUUAUAAGUUGAUCUAUAUUUCUUUUUUGUUUUCUUUAAUGUCAAUAAAUAUACAAUGUUUUGCACUUUUUAUACACCUUUAUAGAUGAAUGAUACUAUUUAUAGUUGCGGCGCGUGCACGUGGGGGGGUAUUUUCUUCUUCCAAGGGGGUGCGUAACAGAAAAUAAUUGAGAAGCGCUGCCUUAAUGCAUCAGUAAUUGUGAUCCAGUAAUAUACAUUAUGUUAAAACAUGCAAUUCUGCAUUAUGAGUACUUUUACUUUGGUACUUUAGGUAUCGUUUGAUGCUAAUGAUUUUGUACUUUUACUGCAGUAAGUUUUUGAAUACAGGACUUUUACUAUUAACACUAUUUCUACAUUGUGUAUUACCACUUUCACUUAAGUACAAGAUCUGAGUACUUAAUUAGCAAAUGUUAGCAUGCUAACACUAAACUAAAGAGGCGGUCAUGUCAAACAUACCAGCCAAACAUCAGUGUGUUAGCAUCAUAAGCAUGUUAGCAUUAGUGUGCGUGUGUGUUGCUCCAGUCUGCAACAUGUUUCCAGCUGAAGGUUUUGCGGUUUGUGUGAGUGAAGAAACGUGAAGCUUCCACAGAUCAGUCACAUGAAGAAGAAGCACAGUGUUCAGAUGCACACACCUGCGUGUCGCUGUGCACCAUUAAACCAGUGAUUCACUUUUCAGUUUUAAUAAUCACAUCAGUGUGCUGCUUAGAAGUCUGCUGAAGCUUGUUAUUUAGAUAUUUAUAGUGGAUCAGAGUCUAUGAAGGCCCGUUCAGUCCCCCUGGAUUAUAAUCCAGCCACAUCCGGAUCAGUGAGUUUUCUUUUGGUCAGCAUCGAUGUGCACAGGAGUCGCAAGCAUUCCCUCAGGAAGUGUUUCUGCAGUUUAUCGUGUUUUUCUAAGACUGAACACAACCCUGCCGUCAGGUCGCCCCCGACAACCAGUAACAGCUGAUGGUUUCAUCAUUUACACAUUGCUUUCAUGCAAAGGAUGCUGGGAGCAGUCAACGGAUUAUUUGUCACAUCCAUAAAAAUCUAUAUUUCUCUCCUCCUCCUCUUUGAUUGUUUCUGUCUCUGAAACAGGAAGCUCCUCAUCCUUUGUCCUGCCAACAAAGCUCUGAUUGGCUCUGUUUGAUCGAUCAGUGAAUAUUUGAACUCAUGAAGUCUGGAUCAAAGUCGUGAGUCUCAGCUUUCAGGUCUCAUGUGGUCUGCAGGCUCCUGCAGGGUCUGGCACACUCUGGUUUUUGUCUGCCUGCAGUGUCCCUUUAAACAUUGUGGACCGAGACAUGAGGUGAUCUGUGAAGUGUUGCAGUCGGCUUCUCUGAGGCUGAUUCUACCAGGAACCUGCUUCAUCUCUCACAUUCAUGUCUAAAAACCAGUUCCAUUCUGGAUCUGGUUCCAAGUUGACAGUGUGCACAGAUAGAUUAAAUCUAACACAUCUAAUAUCAGAUGUGUCCUCUAAUCUUUUCUUUCUUUUAAUGUGACUAUAGCCGCUGUGGAUUCCUAUUGGUCAGCAGGAACGGUUCCUGUCUGUCUGCACUGUGUUCCUGGUAGAACCUGAUGUCAGAGAAGCUUUCUGCUUCAAAGUGAACGGCGACUGAAAGCAUGUCGCUCUUUUCUAAGAAAGAACAAAG